GGAAAUGAUCAUCGAGUUCGACCCGAGGACGGUGGUGUUGGAGCUGCGGCAGCGCCGGAAGGACUGGCGGGUCGAGGAUGCCGUCAGCAGCGCCUCGAGCUCGGUGGCUCAGCCGAGCUCGCAGAUCGAUGGGGGUGCUAGCGAGGAGUUCGCUGCGGCAUUCGAGAGGUGUUGGGCCUCAUGGGCCAAAGUGCCAGACCGAGUGCAUUUUGACAAGGAGAAGGGGUUUGGCGGCGCCUUCAGCGAGCUGUCCCAGUCGUUCAACGCGGUGCAGCCAACGACCCAUCGCUCGACAGGCUCAUUGGCAGCUCGGUCGUGUCGAGUGGAGCGUCAGGGAGCUUGGUGGAAGGAGCUCGCGGCGAGGGCGAUCGAGCACUCGUCGAUCAGGUGCGGGGGCGAGAUGCGGGCGCUAGGCAUCAUGGCGUCGGGCGCGAAGAACUCGCUGAGGAGGCGAGCUGGCUUCAGCUCCGCGCAGUGGGUGCUGGGGCGCGAUUCCAAGAAGCCCGCGGACUUAGUGGGCGACGCGGCCAACUACAGCGCCCACUGCCUCGCCUCCAAUGACGAGAAAAUUCGCAGACGUUUUGCCAUCGGGCGGGCCAUGCUGGCUUGCGCGCGCACGGUGGCCUCGCCCUUGUCAGUGGGAGAGAUGUGCUACGUGUUCCGCCAGGUGAAGAAGAAGAAGGAGCAGAGGGAGCAGCGCAACCGCAACGCCAAGAAGGGCCUCUGGCGAGGAAACUCCAUGCUGGUGGCCGCGGAGCACAUCAAGACGCUCGCCCCGGACGACGUCUGGUUCCCAAACGGCAGGGGCGAGAUCGGCCAGGUCGUGGCCGAGCUCAACAGUGUUCGUAACUCACUGGAGCAGGACGAGGCUCCCGUGGAGGACAUCCGCCCGGAUCCGGGCGAUCCCGAGGUCAUGCCAGACCAGAUGGAGCAGGCGUGGCAGAAAUUUGCCGGCACUCCAGAUGACAAUGACUUCGGUUUGGACGCCUCGGGGGACCCAGAUCGAGCUACUUUCGAUGGAGCAGACAGCUGCGAUUUCGACCCGGCGUUCAAGCGCCUUCACACCUGCGCGGAGCAUGUGGGGUGA
This is a messenger RNA of Prorocentrum cordatum, 1087 nucleotides long. Lineage: Eukaryota; Dinophyceae; Prorocentrales; Prorocentraceae. The record is from the annotation of a GenBank genome assembly.